Molecule: messenger RNA, 1113 nt
Organism: Tuber melanosporum (Perigord truffle)
Lineage: Eukaryota; Fungi; Ascomycota; Pezizomycetes; Pezizales; Tuberaceae
Exons: 2
Coding region: 531-815 (94 amino acids)
Source: RefSeq, a predicted model, not a curated record
AUGAGAAUGUGCGCUGGUAUCUCUUUCCAUUGACGGGUUGAAAAGGGCUGACGCAUAUUUCAUUAUCAAAUCAUAUCAUACCGGUAUUCGCCUUUUCACGAACGAAGGAGCGGACGGAGAACGGAGGUUCCGGGCAAUAUUAGUAUUGGGUGGAUAUAAAAGGGCUGCAUUGGACAGUACCCCACGCGAGUCCUUUGCUUGACCUGAUGAACAGAGCGAGCGAAGGAAAUAAACUUUCUGCUAUCAUACCUUUUCACAUCCCGAGAUCAAUUCUAUAGUCCACAGGGGUGAGACAUUCCAGAGGAAACGAGGAAUCGAAGGGGUAUAAUCCGAGCUUUGCUUUCGCCUCCACCCGCCUAUGCUGCCGUACUGGGCUACAAUAUUUCAUACUACCUAAGUGCCUCGCACUCCCACACAUCAUCCAUCGUCCAAGCAUCACUCACUUCAACUCAUCCUUAUUGCACCGCAACUCGCUUUCUCUCCCACUCUGGCCUUACCUUACCUACCCACCAAUCAGCAAACGAACGACAAUGUCGCCUAUAAUCUCCAACUACCUCCGCAAAAACCUCCUCUUAACCCUUCUAUUACUCGUAUUCCUGGCGCUCCUGACGUCUUCCGAAGUUCUUGCGUCUUCCUCCUCCUCCUCCUCAUCGUCAUCACAAGGAGAGAGACUGGAGAAGAGAAUGACCUCCUCCGCAGCGUCAAUUCGCUUCCCACAAGUACUCAAUGAACCCCGAGAGCGCGGUCUUACACCUGGCUUCGUAGCCGUGGUGGUCGGUGGACUAAGUGUGGUUUUUGCGGGGUUGAUGGUUUAGACGCUGCUAUCCUGCCCUCCUGCCCUGCCCAUCAAUGCCAGUGCUGUGGGCGGGCAACGCACACAUGCCGGAACUAAUUUCGGUUUUCCCCCUGCCCCUCCUCUCACUCACUUGAGUUAUCUUUCCUUGUUCAAACUUUGGGAAAUGGUGUUUUUUUUUCUUUUUCUUGUGACAUUCUGUAUGAUUUGGUUGUUGGGUGGUGGAAUGAUUGAUUCAGGGGAAGGGGGGAAGGAAGGCGUUGGAUGGCUUGUCAUGAUUAUGAUUAUGGGUUUGAUAAUGAUUUUGGUGUUAGAAUUGG